AUGGAAAUGAAGAACCGGUCAGCCAUUCAAGACUUCAUCCUAGUGGGCUUAUCCAGUUCCCCUGAACAUCAGAUGACCAUCUUUUGGGUAUUCUCCUUCCUCUAUACAGCAGCUUUAGCGGGCAACUUCCUCUUCAUCCUCACCAUAUGCACUUGCAGCAAGCUCCACACCCCAAUGUAUUUCCUGCUCAUCAAUUUGUCUGUAGCAAACGUGUUGUGCAUCUCGGUUACAAUUCCUAAGACGCUCCAGAUCACUCUGGCCCACAGGAAGACCAUUUCCUUUUCUGGCUGCAUCGCACAAGUCUACCUUUUCUUGUGGGCUUUGGGCACAGAGAACAUGCUCCUCUCCUUUAUGGCCUUCGAUCGCUACUCGGCCAUCUGCCACCCUUUACAAUAUCCGGUCAUCAUGAGGAAAGAACUUUGCCUUGUGGUAGUGACUGGAGUGUGGGUGACCGGGAUGGUUGAUUCUGCAGUUCACGUGGGCCUGGUGCUCCGGCUUUCCUUCUGUGACUCCAAUAUAAUCAACCACUUCUUUUGUAAUCUGCCUCCAUUGUUGGCACUGUCGUGUUCGGACAUCAGUAUCAAUGAAACCAUGGCUUACGCUGCUGCUGUGGUUUUAACCAUGGGCAGCUGUGUGCUGACGCUGAUAUCCUACAUGUUCAUUCUGGCAGCCAUCUUUAGAAUCCGAUCCACCGAGGGAAAGAAAAAGGCCUUCUCCACUUGUUCUUCCCACCUUCUGGUGGUCAGCUUUUACUUCUCCACCAUCAUCUACACGUACAUCAGGCCUGCCUCAUCCUAUACAUUAGAAGACGACAAGUUGGUAGCGAUCCUUUAUUCGGUGGUAACGCCUGUGCUCAACCCUCUUAUAUAUUCCCUAAGAAACAAAGAUGUUAAACAGGGUCUCAGAAAGGUCACAGAUGGGUUCCUGUUGAGGCCCACAUUACCGUAA
Messenger RNA from Gekko japonicus, 948 nucleotides. Its product is annotated as olfactory receptor 13G1-like. The transcript has a single exon. The coding region runs from base 1 to 948 and encodes 315 amino acids. Gene Ontology annotation, molecular function: olfactory receptor activity; G protein-coupled receptor activity. Gene Ontology annotation, biological process: G protein-coupled receptor signaling pathway. NCBI's taxonomy places the organism in Eukaryota, Metazoa, Chordata, Lepidosauria, Squamata, Gekkonidae. Gene Ontology annotation, cellular component: membrane. The record is from RefSeq and is a predicted model, not a curated record.